AUGAGUGUGGCGGACGUGGCGGCUUGGCUGCCGGCGACAACGGGCGCGGCCACACGCGGGAGAGCACACGCGGGCGUCGCCAGGCGAGCAGGAGGUAGCGGCGGGCGCGGCUCGCGCGGUGGGACGCAGACGCGGGCAAGGACGAGGCAGGGCGCCGGCAGGGACGAGCGAGCGAGGCUGGCGGAACCACGAGUGGGCGCGGUGAGCGCGCGUGCGCACGGCGGAGGAGGCUGGAGCGGGGUGAGCAGCGGCAGUGGGAUGCGCGGGCGAGCGGAGGUCGCCGGGGCGAUGCGGGCACGCAUGGGCCGCGGCGAGCGCGUGGGAGACAGGGAAGAGAGUGGAGGGGCGCGGGGCGCGGCCGCAGGCAUGUAG
Molecule: messenger RNA, 372 nt
Organism: Aegilops tauschii subsp. strangulata
Lineage: Eukaryota; Viridiplantae; Streptophyta; Magnoliopsida; Poales; Poaceae
Source: RefSeq, a predicted model, not a curated record